CUGCGACACUAACGUUACUGUAGUUCAGUCCAGACAUGUGGACAAAUUCUAUGAUGCUAUUGCGGUUAAGCAAGACAAGUCUAUUGUAGACUGUCGUGAGUAGGGUUUAAACCGAGCAUUAACCGGGCAUUUUAUGUGUUUCUCGGUCACAAUGUUUUCCACUGUUCUUCUGAGUCAGAUCAUCCUCACACUCUUCUGCCAGGCAUUUUGUUUUGAGCCUACAGAGGAGGACUUGAAGUGUUUUAAUGACUAUGAGACAGAAAUGAAAUGCAGUCUCUCCACUGACCGUCUCAAAAGCUGCUCUGGAUACAAGCUCAACAUCACACAUACUGUAUUCAAUAUGUUUCAAAAAAUGUAUGCAUGUAUGUUUGAGAGAAGUAAUCACAGUGACAACUGUGAGUGCAAAAUUAAAGUGCAAGGGUUUGUUGUAACAGAGAUCUUCACUACUACACUUCUGGAAGGAACAAAUACCAUACCGAACCGUGACAUCAAAACUGAGAUAUCCAAGACGGUGCCGAACACUGUGGUAUCCUUUGAAAUUAUGGGCAAAAAUCUCCAGCCAAAUACCAACUACAUUCUGACAGCAACAAUAAGCACAGACUAUAAUGAUCAUAGUAUAUCUAGUGACCAGAGCGCACCAGUUGAGUUCACCACAUCUUUAUCCCCAGAUGAAAUAGCCAAAAUGGUGAUUCCACCUCUCUGUGUUGGUUUAAUCAUCAUCAUUUGUGUUAUCUUCAUCUGCAUUUUGAGAAUGAAGAUGAAUUGGUGGGACAAAAUCUCCAAGCCAAAAAUAGAUGCCAAUCUUGGAGAGGAGAAGGGUCAUAUUUUGCCUCCAUCUGUUAUGAAGUUCUCCCCAAUCCAUGUAGAGAUUCCAACACUCGACCUUCAUGAGGAUAAGAAAUGGACGUGCAGGAUGUUUUCCACAUUUCUUAAGUGUCAGAUCAUCCUCGCACUCAUCUGCCAUGCAUUUUGUUACGUAUCCUUUGAAAUUACGGGCAAAAAUCUCCAACCAAAUACCAACUACAUUCUGACAGCAACAAUGAGCACAGACUAUAAUGAUCAUAGUAUAUCUAGUGACCAGAGCGCACCAGUUGAGUUCACCACCUCCUCAUCCCCAGAUGAAAUAGCCAAAAUGGUGAUUCCACCUCUCUGUUUUGGUUUAAUCAUCAUCAUUUGUGUUAUCUUCAUCUGCAUUUUGAGAAUGAAGAUGAAUUGGUGGGACAAAAUCUCCAAGCCAAAAAUAGAUGCCAAUCAUGGAGAGGAGAAGGGUCAUAUUUUGCCUCCAUCUGUUAUAAAGUUCUUCCCAAUCCAUGUAGAGAUUCCAACACUCGACCUUCAUGAGGAUAAGAAAUUGAUCUCAGCAUUAUCAGUAGAUACAAACGAUGAGAAAUGUUCCCACAGUGUUGAGUCAGCGCCAGUGGAUUAUGGCCAGGCUUGCUCUGGUAGCCCUGAAGAGAACAUCAGCACCAGUAACAUCGUAUCACGUGUCGAGCAUGCCUUGGAUAAGAUUUUUCAAUUACAUCCAAUCACAAACAACCCAUCACCGUUAUCCCCCUACAAUCAGGUUACUACGAGCAGGUCAUACAAGAGUGUUACUGGUAUCAGUUCCUCAAGAGAAUGCAACUGUGCAAACCGAGAUUCAGGAAAUCAGACUUUUCAAGGCUUAACAAAGAGCACAGAAGGACAGUGGAGCACGUGCGUCAGUACUGAACAAGCACUUAAUGCAUGUGGAGCUUUGAAAUUCCCCCAGAGCACCGGCCAAGAUCCCACAUCUGUGCAGCAAAUUUCUUGGGCCACUUCUUUGCAUUUCCCACCCGUUAUUCAAAUAGACAGUUCAUAUCAGUGUGUUUAACUGUGCUCUAAAAGCAAAUGCUAAAUACUUUUUUUUUUGGUAAUCUACAGUUGUUCCAUUUCGAGUGAAAUGCGUUGAACAAUUCAGACCAGCAAGAGCAGUAAGAGCUAUCUUUUAAAUACUAAUUCUUUCUUUAGACUCCAAAACCUUAAAUUUGAAAGUUACACUUUGGACAGUAAGAGGUUGUAUGGCAUCUCAUGCUUAAAGAGGUCAUGUGUUACUAUUUUGACAUGAUUCUGUAUACUUUUAUUGUUUGGUGCACAUUGAGAGUUACAUAUGAUGGUGUAAAAUUUAAAUUUAAUUUUAAAUUUAAAUUAUUUUUAUUGCUGUCUUGUUUU
Sinocyclocheilus anshuiensis is the source of this 2190-nucleotide messenger RNA. RefSeq lists its product as uncharacterized. Bases 134 to 1852 code for a protein of 572 amino acids. The transcript is spliced from 15 exons. The record is from RefSeq and is a predicted model, not a curated record. Lineage: Eukaryota; Metazoa; Chordata; Actinopteri; Cypriniformes; Cyprinidae. Gene Ontology annotation, cellular component: membrane; external side of plasma membrane. Gene Ontology annotation, biological process: immunoglobulin mediated immune response; cytokine-mediated signaling pathway; production of molecular mediator involved in inflammatory response. Gene Ontology annotation, molecular function: cytokine receptor activity; protein binding.